GAAUUUACUCCAUCCCGUCACAUAGGUGGAAAUUUCCAGUUUCCGAAAGAUCGAACAGUCGGUGCACUGUGCUCCACAACUCAAAAGAUUUUUUCAACUUUGUCAUCAGAAAAUGUUAAACAAAUCAAUACCACCAGUAUCUAAUGGAAAACAAAUUUCCACUUGGCACAAAUCCGAGGCAGCACAAAAAUUCCCAUCAUUUUUGUAUUUAAAUCAGCUACCGGACCAUCCCCUUUGUUGCCCGAUUUGCCAAGAAAAUUAUCACGCCCACGGUUCCCAUGGCGAUUGAGGCAUGGUUUAUGGAAGAAAGUGAUGAGGAUCAGAGGCUUCCGCAUCACAAGAACCCGCGCGAAUACGUUUCGCUGGAUCUGUUGGCGGAUCUCGGAGUUCUCUACUGGCAUUUGGAUCCCAAAAAAUAUGAGGAUGACCCGGAAUUGGACAACAUCAGGCGAGCUAGAGGAUACAAUUACAUGGAUUUGCUGGAUUUGUGUCCCGAGAAAGUUGAAAACUAUGAGCAGAAGCUGAAGAACUUCUAUACGGAGCACAUACAUGCGGACGAGGAAAUACGCUACUGUGUGGAAGGGAGCGGCUAUUUUGACGUGAGGGACAAGGACGACCGUUGGAUUAGGAUUCUGAUCAAGGCCGGUGACCUCAUUGUUUUACCUGCUGGGAUUUAUCACAGGUUCACCCUUGAUAUGGGCAACUAUAUCAAGUUGAUGAGACUAUUUGUGGGAGAGCCAGUUUGGACACCUUUUAAUCGGCCACGGGAGAAUCAUCCUGCAAGAAAGGAUUACGUGAAGAGAAUGAUCGACAAAUUUGGAUCGACAGUAGAAGCCCACUAAUUAAGUGUAACGAUUGUGCUUAAACUCUACUUUUGUUAAUCAUUCGUAUCUCGUUAAUCAUUUGUAUGUGUAGAGUUUGUGUGCAGAUGUGAUUGAAACGGAACAAAAAAUUAUGUUUUGAUUGAAAUCAAAUCUAUAUGAAAUUAAUGUGACACUCUUAAUAAAAUUGCAGAUGUAUGUUCCUAAGUUAUAACUGCACAAUAUAAUGUAUCUGGUUUUAUGUUUGUAAUAUAGAUGAAGGUGCUUUUUCUACGGUUUUCUGUCAUUUCUUGAAAUACAUAUGUUGCUUCUGUC
Striga asiatica is the source of this 1136-nucleotide messenger RNA. Lineage: Eukaryota; Viridiplantae; Streptophyta; Magnoliopsida; Lamiales; Orobanchaceae. The record is from the annotation of a GenBank genome assembly.